CAUCCCUAAUUCAGCGCAGCCACGCAGGCGGAGGUCGCGGAGGCGUCGAGUCGACCGAAGCUGUGGCCGCCGCUCCCGAGCAAGAGAAGCGGAAGAAGGAAGUCCACCGCGCGAAACGCCGGAGAUGCCGCCGGGGGCCUCGCCGGCGGCGUCGGCGGAGGCCUGGACGUGGGAGAACGCCGCCGCAGGAGCGGCCGCCGGCUUCGCCACCGUCGCGACCCUCCACCCGCUCGACGUCGUCCGCACCCGUUUCCAAGUGAGCGGCGGGAGGGGAUGCUACGACUUGCCGCCGUACAGGAACACUGCGCACGCUGUGUACACCAUCGCGCGAUCUGAGGGUCUGAGAGGACUUUAUGCGGGAUUUUAUCCAGCAGUUCUUGGAUCAACUGUUUCCUGGGGGCUAUAUUUCUUUUUUUAUAACAGAGCUAAACAAAGAUACUUACAAGGGAAAGAUGAUCAGCUCCGUCCAGUUCACCAUCUUGUCUCAGCUGCAGAAGCAGGUGCUUUGGUUUGCCUAUUCACAAACCCUAUAUGGCUGGUUAAAACAAGACUGCAAUUACAAACGCCUAGUCAUCAUACUUCACGAUAUUCUGGAUUUUCUGAUGCUUUGAGAACUAUUCUGAAAGAGGAGGGAUGGCUUGCGCUUUACAGAGGGAUUGGACCUGGGCUUUUGCUGGUUACUCAUGGAGCGAUACAGUUCACGGCCUAUGAGGAACUUCGCAAAGCUUUGAUAUUUGCCAAAAGUAGACAGACAAGAACAGACAACAGAAGCUGCGAUGAUUCCUUGAAUUCCAUUGAUUAUGCGGCACUUGGGGCUGGUUCGAAAGUAACUGCCAUUCUGCUUACUUAUCCUUACCAGGUCAUCCGAGCACGCUUGCAGCAACGACCUGGUAGUGAUGGCACUCCAAAGUACAAAGAUAGCUGGCAUGUAGUGAAAGAAACUGCAAGGCAUGAAGGUGUCCGUGGAUUUUACAGGGGCAUCACAUCGAAUCUGCUCAAAAACCUUCCGGCAGCUUCCCUUACAUUUGUGGUGUAUGAAAAUGUGAUCAAAUUAUUCAAAGCAGCAAAGGAGAAGACAUAAUAUUUCCAAUUGUUCCCAGGAGAAACAAGAAAAGAAUGUGCGUCAUGAAAUACUGAGCCAAUCCCACCUUCUGGAGUUCGAAGCAACAUUCAUCUUCAUUGCUGCGUUAUUGUCUCAUCCACUUAACAUGCACAGGCUAGAGAAAUGUUACAUGAGAGAAGUUGCGAUUGACAUAAUCGCCGUAGAUUUUGUUUUGAGGAACAUAGAUCAGUUUUUGUUUCUUCCUGAAGUAGUUCUUCCUGUAGUCCAGUUGAAUACAGUUUUUGGAUCCUUAUGUAAUCGGGAGCCUUUACAGGUCUACCCAUGUGCAUGUGUACAUCCACCAUGUCUACGGCUGCUCAACUGAGUUACAACAGUUGUAUAAAACUGAAGUAAUGCCAGACAAAAUUACACCAUAUGUUAUUAUGUUCCAAA
Oryza sativa Japonica Group (Japanese rice) is the source of this 1495-nucleotide messenger RNA. RefSeq names its product folate transporter 1, chloroplastic. The record is from RefSeq and is a predicted model, not a curated record. Lineage: Eukaryota; Viridiplantae; Streptophyta; Magnoliopsida; Poales; Poaceae. Gene Ontology annotation, biological process: folate import into mitochondrion; nucleotide transport. Gene Ontology annotation, molecular function: FAD transmembrane transporter activity; folic acid transmembrane transporter activity.